Messenger RNA from Hirundo rustica (Barn swallow), 4120 nucleotides. RefSeq names its product RAN binding protein 3 like (gene RANBP3L). The record is from RefSeq and is a predicted model, not a curated record. Gene Ontology annotation, cellular component: nuclear pore; cytoplasm. NCBI's taxonomy places the organism in Eukaryota, Metazoa, Chordata, Aves, Passeriformes, Hirundinidae. Bases 1 to 1689 code for a protein of 562 amino acids. Gene Ontology annotation, molecular function: GTPase activator activity. Gene Ontology annotation, biological process: protein export from nucleus. The transcript has 17 exons.
AUGGCGACAGUGGAUGAGGAGAAGGCUAAGGGUACUUGUGCUGACCUCAUAGUGCGAAACGAGCCAAUUCCUGCUUUCCGAGGGAAUGUUUUAUGUGCAGACACGCGAUGCUGUGACGGACCCCGGCCAGGUGCGAAGGUGCCCGACCUCCGCAAAAAAAGAGACUGGCCCGGUGGUCCCUGGGCUCUGCACCCAGCUGCUCACCUGCAGGAACAGACCAUGCCCAGGCCCUGCCGAGGCUCCCGUGGCAGCAGGUUAGACCGCAAGGAGGAAUGCUUUACAGAGAGAUCAGUGCUUGCCCAGGCAACAUUUGUUUUUGAAAAGAAGGACCGCUCUUUGAAGCGGCCUGCAGAAGACCCAGUUUGCAAAGCUGAAAAUGAUUUCAUUAGUUGUUCCAGAAAACGUGCAAGAUCAUCAUCUUUGACUUUCCAGAAGUCUGACUCUCAGUCUAAUACUGAUACAGCUCUCACACAGAAAAGAGAGAGAUCAUCUUCAUUUAACAUCCUUCCUACUUUCCCUCCCUCCCAGACAGUGAAUAAGAAUAACAUAUUCAUAACCUCAGCUCUUCUUCAAAGAAAUCCUGACAUCAUCAAAAGUACAAGAGAAGGAUCCUUGUCACCAAGUCAGUUGUGGAAUGUCAUUAGACCUGCCACUUUACAGCCCCCACAAGCCCUGACCUGUCCUGUAGUAUCUCUAGUGACUAAGAAAGAAGCAUGUGUUCAGCUAUCUGAAGACAGCUCUUAUUCAUCCGCUGAGAAUUCACUAAACUCCAAAACAGCAGUGGGGUCAUCUAUUACCUUGAGUCUUUCCAGCUCUCAAAAAACACAAAGUCAGUUGCUCAAAGAAAGAAGUGUAAAAAACAGCAACAAUUCUGAUUUUGUGUUUGGGGAAAACAUGGUUGAAAGAGUUUUGGUGGGAUCUGCACAUACUGGCAGACUUUUUAUCAAGAGUCCUGAGAGGAAUCCCAAGCUGUGUAAUGAAGCUGAUUUACACAAAGGUGAAAUAAUACCCAUGUCCACAGGAUCUUCUCACGUCGGGCCACAAACAAAAAGAGCUUUGUUGAGGAAUGCAACACUAAUUGAAUCAGCAGCUGCUUGUAUUUCCAAGCCAGUGGAGAAAAUCCUGUUAGAUAAAGUUGAAGUUAUAACUGGAGAAGAAGCAGAACACAAUGUAUUGCAGAUUAACUGCAAGCUCUUUGUAUUUAAUAAGCUUUCUUUAACGUGGACUGAAAGAGGCAGAGGAUCCCUGAGACUUAAUGACACUUCCAGCAAUAAUCAUGGAAUGUUGAAGUCAAGGCUAAUUAUGCGAAAUCAAGGUAGCUUGAGACUGAUUCUCAACACCCAACUCUGGGAACAAAUGAUUAUAAAAAGAGCAAACAGAAACAGCCUGUGCUUCACUGCAACAGAUCAAGAGGACCAUUCUGUUCAAGUAUUUCUAGCUCAGGCAAGCUCAAAAGACACUGAACACCUGUAUGCGGCAAUACAUCACCGCCUUGUGGCCUUGCGAAGCUUUGCUGAGCAAGAGCCAGAUGCUCAUCACGUAGACACAGAGUCAGAAACAGCUUUUCAGCCAUUAAACUGUGAUACUGAUGAUGAAGAUGAUGAAGAACUAACUCAAGAGAGCAGCACUGGAUCAGAAGCUGUUGGAAAAAAUGCAAAGAUUCUGGAAUCUAGGACUAGAUCAUUCUAGAUGGAACCGCAGGCGGUCUGUUGUCUGCUCAUGAUAUCUCCCAGAGGUUACAACAUCUCAGUUAGGAACUCAUCUUCCCAAAGUGUCUAAGAUGACUCAUCAGCCCCUGGAGGGAGGAAGUCAGAUGCAUAUUAUUUUAUGACUUUUAAGUAAAGAUUAAUUUUAGAGACAGCCUAAGUUCAAUUCAUUGAACAAGAACUUCAGAUGCACUAUUGAGGAUUCCAGGCAGCCUGCUUUGCACUGAGCUGUGAGUAACACCAUGGCAUCCAAUAGUCAAGAACUGUUACAAAGACUUUCAAUUUUAGAAUUAAAUAUAUUUAGAUACAUUAUUAGAGUAAGGAAUUUUAUAGGGAAUAAGUACUUGUUCAUCAUAUUGAUGUAUAAUAUUACAUGAGCAUGAACUAAUAAUAGUAAUAUAUGUGAACAGAUAUUUGUUACUUUUAAUCUGUUAUUUAAAAGAUACAUUUGGAAGGCUUUAAAUUGGGCUUCACUGAAAACAUUUAUUUGAAAUUGUGUGGUAGCAUUCAGUAUCCUGUUUGUAAGUACAUAGAAGCAAAACCUGGGGUUGCAAGAUCAAGUUUAGCAUGACCAAGGCCUAUAGAAACCAGCCUUUACACAAGGGGUUUUAUUUAAUGUUUAUUUUGAAAAUAUCUGGAAUGGUAUACUGGCUGCAGAAUUUUGUUUAAGGGAAAGAACCAUGAUCUCCACAUGUCAGCUUUACACACCAUGAAGAAUUCACCUGAAGAAAAAGCCUGUUCUAAGGGCCAUAUGAGCUUUAAAACUUAAAAGUGUAUCUGCUUGCUCAUGAACACCUUUCUAGCUGAAUAAAACAAGUACCCGCACUUGAGUGUAUUAAUUGUCUAUUUGAUAUACGCAAAUAAAGGCACACACAAUACAAAGGGAUAUCUACAUUAAAAAAAACUCCCUUAAAUGUGUGAGAUUAUCUGAGGUUACUUCUGGCUUAGCUGUAGCUAUUCCUAACAGCAUCAUUCAUAUGAGUACAUGACACAUUCUCAUGCAUACAAUCAUCCCAACAGUGGACGAGACACAGUUCUCUCUAAAAGUCGUUCCACAAACUACUGCCUUCCACCUAAACAUUUUUGUGAGGAAAAAACUCCGAUUCUCUCUAAUCAAGAGAAUCAAGUGAAUCAAGACUUGCAGGGUCAUUCAUAAGCCCAUGCACAGUAAAACACAACCACUUACGUUCCAUGUUAUCAUUCUGCCAAAGAUGGAAUUGGUCUGCAAUCUCUCCACUGACUGAUGUCUUGCAUCAGAGCUGAAACAAUGUUCUGAAAUAUCUCAAGUCCUUUUAAUUAAGGUAAUUGUAAUGAAUUCUCAGUCUACAAAGCUGCAAGUCAAGUUACAAUUUAGUUUUCCCAUCUGAACAUGUGUAUGAAGUUAUGAAGGAACAAUAUUUGUUUCUUUCUGAAUUCUCAGUGCAUUGCCAAGAUUAGCAUCCAGAUGUAGUUGAAAUAGUUAUCUGGAUUACACUGAAUCCUAAAUGGCCCACCAAAAUUAACACUUCUCUGACACUGAUCUGGAUGACAGUAAGUCUAAGUGCAACUUGAUUUUUGCCUUCAGGAAAGAGGGAGUGCUUCUCAUUAGAGCACCUUUGUCAAACAGUGAAGCAUGGGGAUUCUCCUUGACUUCAGUCUGCCAAUAACAAAAAUAUUGUUUCCAUGAGUUGUACAUUGUGUCCUUUGUUAUCAGCCUCACUCCUGACCCACAGCAAUACUUACAUCACUGACCUUCCUAUUUCAUUGCCGCAACUCAUCCUCAGGGACAAAGCUCCGUGUUAUAAAAACUCAGGCAGUUGUAAAACACAUCAGUGCUAUGUAUUUAGCAACAGGUCAUGGUGAUAAGUUUGCCCUGGAGUUCAGCUGGCUAUGCACUGAAUGCAGAGUUUGAUUUCAAAGUCUGUCCUGAUAAUCAAAGCUUUCUGUGAAACAGAAUUUAAGUAUCUGAGUGUCAUAAUACCCUUCUAAAUUUUACUACAGUUGUAAAAUCCUUGGCAAAUGAAGGAGGUUUCCAGGGCAGGAACAACAGAACUUUUUCAGACACAGGACUUACACUUUGUAAUUUGCUCCCACAGCGUGCAGAUCAAGGUCUAUAAAUAAAGGCUCUUUUGAUCUGCCUCUUCCUGAGAUCCUUACGUGUAUACACGAGUAGACACAUAAACACACACUCAUGUGCACACACACUUAAACACAAAGCUUCAUGUCCUAAAAGCUGAGGAGGAAAAGAGAUGUUUAUUUUAAAGACAUUGGAUACUUUGGUAAAAAAAGAAAAAUUUUUGCUCUUAAGAACCUAAUUUUGUCAUCUCUUUAGUCUCACUGCACUAAAAUUCACUGUUCCUUAAGCCUAAAGAUGCACCAUUAUGUGAUGUAUUAAUUUGGUUUUAAAAAUGUAGUUUGUCACUUUAUGACACCUG